Messenger RNA from Marmota monax (woodchuck), 8806 nucleotides. RefSeq names its product fibroblast growth factor 2 (gene Fgf2). NCBI's taxonomy places the organism in Eukaryota, Metazoa, Chordata, Mammalia, Rodentia, Sciuridae. Gene Ontology annotation, cellular component: cytoplasm. The coding region runs from base 2114 to 2476 and encodes 120 amino acids. Gene Ontology annotation, molecular function: fibroblast growth factor receptor binding; growth factor activity. The transcript has 2 exons. Gene Ontology annotation, biological process: positive regulation of cell population proliferation; regulation of cell migration; positive regulation of protein phosphorylation. The record is from RefSeq and is a predicted model, not a curated record.
UUCCUUUAUUUUUGUGACUGGUGAUUAACCUAGAGGUGCUCUUCCCUGGAGCCACAUCCCGACCUUGAGAUAGGGUCCGGCCAAAUUGCCCAGCCUGGCCUCCAACUUGUAUCCUCCUGCCUCAGCCUCCUGUGUUUCGGGAUUACAGGUGUGCACCACUGUGCCUGGCUUUGUACCAUCUUUUAAGAUUCAGCAGAACAAUGCUGGGUGUGCUUGAUGCCUGUCUGUAAUCCCAGGGACUCAGAAGCUGAGGCAGGAGAAUGCAAGUUGGAGGCCAGCCUAGGGGGGAAUAAAGAUUUGGUGGAAGAAUUUUGCCUGAGUAAGAUGCUGUGCUCUCUGGAGUCCAGGAGGACUGAGCAGAGGAGAAGCAGACAUUGAGUCACCAACGGAAUCACAGGGCUUGAUUUCUUUUUUGUUGUAAUUUCUCAAACAUUCAUAAAAAUAUAUAGAAUAAUGAAUCCAUGCUUCCAAUACCUAUUGAAACAAUCCAGUCUUAUUUUUCCUAUUCACUUUAUUUUUUUAUUUUUUGGGUAAUAGGUAUUGAACCCAGAGGUGCUUAACCAUGAGCCACAUCCCCAGCCCUUUUUAUUUUUUGUUUUGAGACAGGGUCUCACUAAGUUGCUUAGGGCCUUGCUAAGUUGCUGAGGCUGGCUUUGAACUUUUGAUCCUCCUGCCUCAGUCUCCCAAGUUGCUUGGAUUACAGGUGUGUGCCACCAUGCUUGGCCCUACCCGCUUUACUAAAAAAAUAUUUUUUAUCACCAGAGAAAAGCUAAUUGCAGGUAUCUUGUCUCAUUUUAUCUGUAUAUGGCUAUCCCUUUCUUCUUUCCUUUCUUUCUUUCGUAGAUGGACACAAUGCCUUUAUUUAUUUAUGUGGUGCUGAGGAUCAAACCCAGGGCCUAUCACAUGCUAGGCAAGGGCUCUACCACUGAGCCACAGCCCAGGUCCUAUAUUGUUUUCUAUAGGAAAAUAAUUUAACAUGAUUAUUGUGAUACAUCUAAUACAUUUAAUAAUUAUUUCAGCAUCUUUCAAAAGUUGCGAUGUCCUGGUCAGUUCCUCUAGCUACUUACAAACACUAAGAAAAGUUAACUUCACAUUCCUAAUGUUAUCCAGAUAAUAUUUUAUUGAUUUCUAAAAUUUUGAGUUUUUUAUUGCUCAAUAAUUCCUUCAUAGGUCAUAGGACGACUUAAGAUAAAACUUGUUUUUUUUUAAUAAAUAAAUUUGAUAAACAUUCUAUACUUGAUCCUCAUGAUGAUUUACAAAGCAGGUUAUGGUAAGCAGAAUUCUGGAAAGUUUGGCAAUAAAGACUUAACUGGCUUCACCAGGAAUUUCCUAAAUGUAUUUGACCUGAAAAUAUGUUUUUUGUGUAAAAUCUAUUAGCCAUAAUACAUUCUGGGGAAUUUUGUUAUAGGCAGGCAAAUGCUGCCUUUGAAUAUCAAACUAGAAAUGUUUAACAUUGUUUAAAUUUCAAUUAGAUAAUUAUUGGUUCAUUUUGCAUUAUCAUUGUAAUCAAAUAACAUUUGGGUUUUCCACACAACCCUCUUAAUAUUAAUAAUAUAGUGUAACAGGUCAUCCUCCUUAGGGGCUUUUACUCUGGAAAUCUUUCAUCACACUGCAUAAUCCAAUGAAGUAUUCACGUAUUUUUCUACUUUAAAAAGGUAUUUAUCCACUCCUUCCAUAAGGAAAGAUAAAUGCACUAGUAUUUUUUUGAGGGGAGGCUGGAGAUGAGAUGUACAGAUGUCAAGGAGGUGCGCCUGAAGCCUGCAGGGAGCAGCUGGACAGUCUCUACUUGUGAAGAAUUGCUUAGAAAUGACUCUUACAGGGUAUCAGCGAAGGCAGCAGCACAGACGUUGGCACAAAUGGUACACCGACAUUUCCAUGCACUCUGAAAAUAUGUUCACUUACAAAAUGUGAAGGGGCUAACAGGCCAGAUGGAACUGAUCUGUAGUAAAAGAACAAGUCCCAAUCUGUCCCCCUCUGCUCACUGGUGGUACCAAGUGGGCAGGGAGCUGUGAGCAAUGUGCGGGGCUCUGAAGCUCCUGCUCUAGCACAGUGGCCCCCACCCACCCUGAUCCAGUGGCGCUGCCCUUCAGGGGGCUGGUGGGUGGCAGGCACCAUGGUCCUGUUUGUGUUGUGCUAUGGCUCUUCUCUCUCUGGUGCCACAAGAGUAAUUUCCCCUUUAUUUACAGUCAAGCUCCAGCUUCAAGCCGAAGACCGAGGGGUUGUGUCCAUCAAGGGAUUGUGUGCAAACCGAUACCUGGCCAUGAAGGAGGACGGGAGGCUCCUGGCUUCUAAAUGUGUUACGGACGAGUGUUUCUUUUUUGAACGACUGGAAUCAAAUAACUACAAUACUUACCGGUCAAGGAAAUACUCCAGUUGGUAUGUGGCCCUGAAACGAACAGGGCAGUAUAAACUUGGAUCCAAAACAGGACCUGGGCAGAAAGCUAUACUUUUUCUUCCAAUGUCUGCUAAGAGCUGAUUUUAAUGGCAUAAUCUAAUCUCAUUUCACAAGAAAGAAGGAAGCAUAUUUUAGAAUCUGUUAAGAGAAAAAGAAAAUUAUAUACAGCACAGUUUAGAUAACACGUCAGACAGCUUUUUAUCUAAUAUUUAACCAUUGCCUCAGUAAAGAAACACAACAAACAAUUAUAGAAAAUGUGUAAACUUUCUCUUUUUAUAUAGCAUCUGCUGUUACUCAAUGAAGAUUACCUAGAUUAUGUUUUUCUUACAUUUAUAUUAUUUGAAAAGAUUUUAAAGUGUCUUUACAUGUGAAUUUUCAACAAGGAAAUCAUAGGCAUUAGAAAAUUACCAUCAAAUAUUUAAUAAUCCCAAGUGUUCAUGACAUUUUAUAAUCUGGCAUAUAUUAAUCAACAUUGACAGUUUCCUUAAAAUUUCCAACACACGUCGGUGUGGGUUCAGUGCGCUCCUGUCACAGUGCACACUCCUCUGGCAGUUCCCUGUGAUAGAGCUUAUACAGCAGGCCUGUGGACGCUGCCGGAAGCUCCUCCAUGGUGAGGUCUACCUUGUCAAACCCUUCUCUGUGCCCGUAGAGCAGCAGCCUGGCCACUCUGCUGGUGAUGGGAGUUGUGUUUCCAGCCCUGACCAGGUCCACCAGGUCCACCCACUCGCACCUGAGACACUCCUGCGGGCAGCAGUUGAUGGUGAAGGAAUGUGGCUGGAGGCGGCAGAUGAUGUACAUAUCUGACUUCCCGAAGGCUGUGGGAAGGCUGUGCUGCUGUCGAAUACUCAGGAGGGACCUGAAUUCUGACUUUAUACCAGUCUCUUCAAAAACUUCUCGAACUGCUGUAUCUCCUACAUAAUACAGAUGUGCAGAUUGUAAGGAUCACAAUUUUAGACACAUCAGCUUUGAAGAUUUGUAGUUAAAAAUCUCAAAGUCCAGAAGCAAAACUUUUGGUUGGCUGCUUUCGAUACUAACUCUAACUUCUGGAUGUCCUGAAAUACCAAAAUUAUUUCACUACUUUACACCGGAGAUGCUUUUGAUAUACUAUUUCUUUGGCUGGUUGCUAACUGGAGGCUUAUUCACUUUUUUUUUUUUAGGGUUACAUCUUUUAAACCUCUUCCUGCUCUGUUUCCCAAAAGGUAAAAGCAUAGGUUGCAAAAGUUAAAACAUGUUGCAAAGGUGCAGAUAAUACUUGGACAUAUUUCUUCUUUAUUAUCCUGUUCCUGAUCGUCCAUGAAAGCUGCCUAAACUUACAUAUUGCAGAACUGAGCAGAAGUGGUCUGUUCUUCCCUAAAAGUCCACAGAGCUGAAAAAUGGGUCAAGUGAACUAUGAAAUGAUUCUGAUUUCUCCUGGUGAUCCCAGGUGGGACUGUCAAGCCUCUGGUCACCGAGCAAAUGCCCUGUGACCAUUUUGUUAUGCUUCUCUAGUAAUGUGGCAGUGAGAUCCCACUGCAGGAAGUUUUGGCAUUGCCUUUGUUUCCUGAGAUAAGACUUCAAAGAGCUUGGUCUCAGUCUUUUAAUACCAAAAGGCAAUAGAUGUUCAUCAGUUUUCAAAAGGCUAGGGAUACAUAAAAUGUAUCAUAUAGCCAGAUGUGGUGGUGCACGCCUGUGAUCCCAGCAACUGGGGAGGCUAAGGCAGGAGGAUCCCAAGUUUGAGGCCAGCCUCAGCAACUUAGCAAGUCCCUUUCUCAAAAUAAAAAAGAACUGUGGGGCUGGGGUUGUGGCUCAGCGGUAGAGCACUCAUCUAGCACGGGUGAGGCCCUGGGUUCGAUCCUCAGCACCACAUAAAAAUAAAUAAAGAUAUUAUAUCCAACUACAACUAAAAAAAAUAAAUAUUUAAACAAAAAUAAAAUAAAAAGAACUGGGGAAUGUGGCUCAGUGGUAAAACACCCCUGUGUUUGAUCCCCAGUACUAAAUAUAUAAAUAAACUACAUUAAAAAUUUAUAAUAAGGGUCUUCAUUUUCUAGAAGGUUAAUUUUUCAAUUAAAUGCAAAAUUUCUGUGGCAGGAUUUUUAUUACUAUUACCAUAUUUUUGAGGUGUGUUCCCUGAAUAUCCUGAAAGACCACCUAAAUGGGUUUUACCCAGCUUUGUGAUGUUCUGUCAUUGUCUCUGGAAGCAUCUAUGAGAAGCCCUUAAAGAUCUGCCUUCCUUGACGGCUUCUCUGGGAGGCUCACUUGCCACAGACAGGCUGUUGUUCAGACACCUUGAAGUGCCUUCACUAUGUUGUCAGUGACUUUGCCUUCUUAGUGACUCUUCUGGUAAAAAAGAGGAAGGAAGAGGAAGCUGAGAAGAGCAGGCCCCCCUGCUGCUCCGGUCCUCUGCUCCUCUUCAGUGCCCUGGAUGUGCUCCCCAUGCGCAGGAAGAGUGCGGCCUUCUCAAGUUAACCUAUGACUUCCCCUAUUCAGAUCUGCCCAUAGUCUCAGAAUGACUAGUUUUACAUUUUAAAACUGAAACCACUGGGGCGGGGCUUGUGGCUCACUGGUGGAGUGCUUGGCUGGCAUGUGCAAGGCCCUGGGUUCAGUUCCCAGCACUGCAGGGAGAAGAAUGUGGAGGUGGUGGGGUUACAACUGAAGGCACAGAAGAAUAAUCUAGGUUAAAAAAAUUCCUUAGUAUGAAACUUUAAUCUGUAUACAGUAUAUAUUUGUUAUUAAAGUGAUUAUUAAAGUUGGUGGCACUGGUCUUAAAAUUUUAGAUAAUGCCCCUAACUCUUGUUCAUAUCUGUACUUUUAUUCUUUAAAUGCUCUGAAAAAUAUCCUGGGGACGCUGUCUAGCUCCUAGUAGCACUAAUAAGAAGCUGGGUACUGAGCUCAUGAGUUCAGGCCGUCUGCAGGCCCAGGAAGCACAGGGCAGGGUGCUGAGCAGGCUGUCCUGCUUGAAGUCAGUCAGCACUGCCUGGAGAGUUCUGACCAGUCUCACAGUAGUACCAUCACUGACCACUCCUGAAAAUGGAAGGGCAAACAAGUGCUUCCACCUCUGGACUUUUGGAGAUCCCUUCCACCUCAAGAUGAAAAUCUCUUCCUCAAGGAUUUUCAACAUGAAUUUAAUUUUUUUUUUUUUCAUCAAGAUCAAGUGACUUGUUCUGUUGUGCCUUUAAAGUUAUUUUAAUAUACUGUAACCUCAACUGAAGUAAGAUACACUAUUUGACAAGUGUGAAGAACAUAGGAAAAACUAGUACGCUUUUGUUUUUAUUUUUGCUGAUUAAGAGAUGUGCGUAGCUGGGCGUGGUGAUGCACACCUGUAAUCCCAGCAACUUGGGAGGCUGAGACAGGAGGAUCACAAGUUCAAAGCCAGCCUCAGCAAUUUAGUGAGACCCUGUUCAAACUUAAAAAUAAAAAAGGUCUGGGGAUGUGGCUCAGUGGUUAAGUGCCCCUGAGUUCAAUCCUUGGUACCAAAAAGAAAAAAAAAAAAAAAAAAGAAAGAAAGAAAAAAAGAAAUGUGUUUGAAUAUGUCAUCGUAAUGUUUUGUUGUUUAAUUAGAGGAAAGUGAUGAAAUGCAGUUUAUACUUGUUAUUUCUAAAUUGUAAUAUUUAAUAAUAGGGCGAGGUUGAAAUGAAAUAAAGUAAUAGGAAGAAUUCUGUGGAAUGUGGGCUUUCAUGGCUCUGGUGCACUGAUAAUCUUUGUGACUACAGAUCGACAGAGGAAAUGGCAUUUCCAGGAUGGCAGUGUGUCUAUUUUAACUUCACAGAUGCCUUUAUACCACAGUCUGUAGGACUGUAUUCUACUUUGUAUAUGUAUGGCCCUCUUACUUUCUGAAACACUACAGAGAACUCUGUUUGUCUCAUGUAGUAUCAUCAAAGAAUGAAAGAUUCCAAACAAACACAUUUCCCAGUUAAUCAGUAUAUUUACUGGGACUCAACAAAGAGUCCAGUCUGGAGCCAAUAGAAGUGUUUGUGUGUGUGUGUGAUGGAAGUCUUCCUACAGUAUGUUACUUUCCUGAAUGUAGGGUUUAAGGAAAAUAAUCUACAUAAUGUCUGGAUGAUUUGGCUUCAUUAUCAAGAAUAUUCUCUUGUACUGUUAGAAAAAAGAAAUACCCUCACACAGACAUCUUUCAGACCUCUACUGUCAGGGGUCAUUUCUAGCUGCUCUUGGGUUUUAUCACAUAGCUUAAUUUAUACUACACCCAGGUAGGAAGAUGAAUGACAGUUGCUGCUUUUUUUCUUGUUCCACAUGACUGAGGUAUGUGUAUAAUCUCUGGAUGGUGGAGUGUGAUAACCACAAAUACUUUUGAAAAGUGCAUUUUUAAUUUUUAAUUUGACUUAAAGGUUCUGGAUUAUACUUAAACCUAAACUUAAUGUACUUAGCUUAGAAAUGUGUAUUUCUUCAUUUAUAUUUAUAUGUAAGUCUGACAUUCAAAGGAUCCAUGAAAGUUCAAAGGAAAAAAAGUGGAUUCAUUUGUGAAGGCAAGCCUCAGAAGGGGAAGCCACAGAAGCUCCCCAGACGUCCCCCAAUGGUCAGGAUAAGAAUGCAGGGCGUGGCUUCCCUAGUCCCCACAAUGCCCAGGCCUCACGCGGAUGGUAAUUAGAAUAGGGUAGCCUUACAGAGUAAAUGACCUUCUCUUUUAGUGCUCACUCCUCAACAAAAUACUCCUAUGCCACCAGCACACCUAGCAGAACCUAAGCAAAAGGUCAGUAAGUUCUUCAACCCAAGAUCUGCUGUAGACACACCUAAGUGUGAUCAGUUUACUGGAAGAUGUUAGGAGUUGGCUAUGCAAGGCACAGAGGGCAUUCUGAUCUGUAAUAACAUUUAAAAAUCAAGUUUCAAGAACACACACAUUUUAAUUUUUAUAGUAACGGGGAUUUAACCUGGGGUGCUCUACCACUGAGCCAUAUCCCCAGACCUUUUUAUUUUUUAUUUUGAAACAGUUGCUUAGGGCCUUGCUAAAAUGCUAAAACUGACCUCAAACUUGAGAACUUCCUGUCUCAGCUUCCAGAGUCGCUGGGAUUAUAGGUGUACAUCACUAUGCCUUGACUUUAAAUAAAAGUAAGUUCAGUAAAUUGCCAUAAUGUAUUCCUGACUAAAGAGAAUAGGGGACGUGCCUGUUAAGGAAGAGGUCUUGGAGAAAUAAUGUUAGUAUCAAAUGAAAUUUUUAGUGAUUACGAUGACACUGAAUUUGAUCCAAUGGCUUAAGAAUAGACAAGAAAAUUAUUUUUACUCUUUUGUUUCCUAUAAAUUAGUGGCAUAGAGAAUUCUCAGAUUAGUUCCUAUUUCUCUGUGUUAAAUGUUGAGCUCAGUAAGUUAUUUUAGGGAGCUAUUUCUCAUUUGAGACUGUCUCAUGAUAUUUUACUGUUCUGGCUUCCUACGUACUCAAAAUAAAUAGUAGAUAAAAUUCUUAUAAAGAGAAGAAUUACAUCAUUUUAGCUCUAUAACUGACUUUAUUAUAUUGAUUCAAUGUUAAAUUUAAGUUAUUAUUCACCUUUCUGUGAUAUAAUGGUCCAAAAUUUGUGUUUUCUUGUAGUUUAACUCCAACAUCAAUUUUGGUCAUAUUCAGAAUAACCCUUAAUGCUAAGCUUUACUCAUGGAUACCUAAAGCUUUCAUACAAAUUAAUCUAGAGACAGUCCUAAACAGAACAGGUGUUAAGUUCCUAAUGGUAUUCCUCAAACUAACGGAAUAAACUGAAAUGCUAGAAAUGUUGCUGCUAAUUUUACUGAAUUAGUAAUCUCUCUGACUUGGUCUGAAGAAAUUAGAAAAUUUACAUUCUUAUUCUUUGAUACAGAGCAAGAUAAAGUAAGCACGUGAUUUCCUCAGUAUUUUCAAGCUACUUAUAAUAUGUAAGAUACAUACCAACAUCUUCUCCAGGCUCUGACAGGCCUCCUGGAAACUUCCACAUAUUUUUCACCUGCAACAUCAAGCAGAAAAAAACGUUUACGUAGCAUUUGUUCAGUAACACACAGACGCACACACCUGCAGGUGCCAAAACACCCAGCGCUGGUCCAGGCAAUGAGAACUCACUUUUUCCAGUUUCCCUCCUUUGCUGAGGAGGAGCUAGUGACUUAUGAAAUCUUUCUCCACCUUUUUCUUCAGGAAAUAGAAGUAAUUUUAUUUGGUUAAUGUGAUAAAAUUUGUAUUAAUGAAACUUUGGAGGGAAAUAUCUACUGCAUUUGUGUAACUUAAAUUUCACUGCUAGUUAACUAUGAACAAAUAGGAGAAUCUUACAGAUGCUGCUAUAAUUAAGUAGAAAGCACAGAAUAAAUGUAAUCACUAAAGGAUGCUAUUAAUUUUCAUAUCUAUUUACUGUAUUGUAUUUCUAAUCAGACAUACUACUCUUAAGAUUCUGUUGUCUACAUCAACAAUUUUAUGUAAAAAUGUAAUUGCUUUUCAUGGGUAGUAUGAAUAAAAUUGAUCAGAUUGUG